Molecule: messenger RNA, 5308 nt
Organism: Poecilia reticulata (guppy)
Lineage: Eukaryota; Metazoa; Chordata; Actinopteri; Cyprinodontiformes; Poeciliidae
Product: basic helix-loop-helix ARNT-like protein 2
Biological process (GO): regulation of DNA-templated transcription
Cellular component (GO): cytoplasm; nucleus; transcription regulator complex
Molecular function (GO): protein dimerization activity; DNA-binding transcription factor activity
Source: RefSeq, a predicted model, not a curated record
UGCAGCGGUGUCAGAUGGGUGACGCGCUCCGGGCUCUUAUUGAGGUCACCGAAACGUGUACUACACGGGGAGGGGAAGAGGAAAUCUUCCCUCUGCGCUGUCCUGGUGUCUCAACAUGCGCGGCGGCUCUCCGUAGCCUUCACCCGGAGCACCGGUUCCAGUCCGCAGGCAUGUCAACCGGGGGCUCCGACAGCACGGCGGACAAACCGGCAGAUCGAGCUGCAGAAGAGGAGGAGGGGCCAAUCCAAGCAGGAUCCACGAUGCCAUCUGUCGAGCUGCCAAGGAAACGGAAAGGGGAGGUGGAGGAGAGGCCAGACACCCGUGUACAGCAAAGCCUCAACUGCAACUUGGAGGAUGACCUCAGCAGAUCUGAGGGAGAGGAUCAGCAAGCCAAAAUGAAAUGCUUCAGGGAGCCUCACCGACAGAUUGAAAAACGACGGAGGGACAAAAUGAACAACCUGAUUGAUGAGCUUUCCGCCAUGAUUCCUGCGUGCCAGCCCAUGGCAAGAAAACUUGACAAGCUAACUGUUCUUCGGAAAGCUGUACAACACCUGAAAGCCCUCAAAGCUGGGGCGAGUGGUGCCUUUGCCGAUGCCAAGCACAAGCCUUCCAUCCUGCCUCACGAUGACCUUCGGCACCUUCUGCUCAGGGCAGCAGAUGGCUUCCUGCUAGUUGUAAGGUGCGAUCGGGCGAAGAUCCUGUUCAUCUCAGAGUCUGUCUCCAAGAUCCUUAACUUCAGCAAGUUGGAGCUGACCGGCCAGAGUUUGUUCGAUUUCAUCCACCCCAAAGACAUCCACAAGGUGAAGGAACAGCUCUCGUCCUCAGAGAUGCCCCCCCAGCAGCGCCUCGUCGACGCCUCCACGGGGGUUCAGGUCCAGGCCGAAGCCCCGGCCAGGCCGUCCCACUUGGCCACCGGAGCCAGGCGUUCCUUCUUCUGCCGCAUGAAGCACAGUCGGGUCACAGGGAAGCACGAAGGCAAGCACUCGCUGCCCGCCGCUUCUAAGAAGAAAGAGACCUACAGGUACUGCACCCUCCACUGCACCGGAUACAUGCGGACCUGGCCGAGCGGCCAGCUGGACCCGGAGGGCGACGCCGUCGACAAGGAGAUGCCCAGCCUGAACUGCCUGGUGACGGUGUGCCGCCUCCACCCCCACGUCUCCCACCAGCCCCUUAACGACGUUAACGUCAAGGCCACCGAGUUCGUAACCCGCUGUGCAAUCGACGGCAAGUUCACUUUUGUAGAUCAACAAGCCACGACAGUCAUCGGUUAUUUGCCGCAGGAAGUUCUUGGCACCUCCUGUUACGAGUACUUCCACCAGGACGACCUGCAGCACAUGGCGCGGAAGCACCGGCAAGUUCUUCGAAGCAAAGAGAAGAUCGAGACCCAGUGCUACAAGUUCAAAACAAAACACGGCCCCUAUGUUACACUCCAAAGCCAGUGGUUUAGCUUCACCAAUCCGUGGACCAAAGAAGUCGAGUUCAUCGUCUCUUCGAACAGGGUUAUCUCGGGGCCUGGUCACACAAAAGACGAAAACGAGGCUGGCAGCUCGAAAUCGACUCAGGAAGAAGCACAGCAAAUCCCAGAGAUUCCUGGCCUCUCCACUGGUGUGGGCACCAUGAUCUACGCAGCCAGCAUAGGGACCCAGAUCGCAAACGAACUGAGCGACACAUACAGGGCAAACUCGUCCCCAUCGAGUGGAGCUUCUAGUCCAUUUGGUUCUGUCCAGGAGAAAUGUCCACUCACCAGCAGGAGAACUCCCAGCAGAGAAGAGGAAGCAGGCAGCUCUUCAACCUCCCAGUCCCAGGCUGAUUCCAGUAAGGAAGCUGCUGAAAGCAGUGGAGCUCCUGAGAGUGGAGGUGAGCCGUCCCAGCUGGACCUGGAUCUCCCAGGGCUCAGCAGCUUCAGCAGCGACGAGGCAGCCAUGGCGGCCAUCAUGAACCUCCUGGAGACGGAUGUGAACAUGAGCCAAUCGGGGGACUUUGAGGAUUUACACUGGCCUUUCUAGAGGGAGCUCGGACUCUCAGCGCCCCCUCUAAAGUUCUUGUGCCCUUUUUUUUUUUUUUUUUUUUGCCAAAUGACACAAACCUGUGAACCGUUUAACAAACUGUUAUCUGAAGACUUACCUGUCCUCAACCAAGUGAAGGCGCUGGACUUGUCCUAAAGGUCGCAACAUGUCUUACUUGAGGACAGAAUAUUGUGACUGAUCGUCUUGUUGGUUUCUUGGUUCUUGCUCGAAGCAUGUUGAGGGUAAAGUGCCCCUGGAGCCAGUGGUGAGUCAGAUCUUCCUCAGCGAGACCUUAGCACCUUAAGGGGGGUUUAGACCAACACAUUCUACAGAAAACUAAAGGAACAAAGUAUUUGCUCUGCUGCCAUCAGUUACCAAGGUGGAAGAAGAAGAACGAGACUCCUGACGAAUUCAGUGCUGCUAUAGAAACUCCUCAAACUUUGAACAGCCGUGUAUCCACCGGUACACGGUGAAAACGGUCAUGUUUUCCAUUACAUGGAUUAUUGUCUUUCUUUUGUUGUUUUUAUUUUCAUUUUUAAAGCCCUAUUUGCAAAAAAAACUGUCAAGUAAAAAUGAGAUAAUUCUCUAAAAGGAGGUGUUUUGUCCAAACUUGUGUUCAGAGAUUGUUGAAAUAAGAAUAUUUAUCCUACCAGCUCCCCUAGAUUUUGGUGUUUAAAAAGUCAGAACCACCCAACUCAAUCACCCACAUGUGGUUUAUUUUUAGUGAUGCAUAAAAAUUCUGAAACUAAUUUUGUUGUUAUUCUAAAACGAGUAACAAUAAAGCAUCACAAUAAACUCCAACGUUAUUAGCACAGGACAGUCAAUUAUGGGUGCAAACCCAAUCGACUAGAGUUGAGGUUCUUUUGUAUAUCUACCUUGCUUGUAGAAAAAUAUUCUGCCGCUUUUUAUCAAUUUUCUUUUCCAUACUUUUUUCUCUCUCACUGAUCAGGUAGGACACACACACCCUUACUACGCACUUGACACUGUAGCAUACACGAAUUGGCUACUACAAUUUUUUUGGGGCAUGUUGGAAGAUUUUGCCACAUUAUUGACACGGCUCACAAAACCCCACAUAUAAAUACUACAUGUCCACUAUUGCUACAAAAAUAAUGCGACUAUGGCUCACAAAUCUGUUACAUUAACCCUUUUUAUGCCACUGCGUAUUGCGUGCUGUGCUAUACAGACAUCUCUAUACUUGAAACUGAAAGUGAAACUGAUGGCAUGCCCAACUUUCUGAUUGAUUCAUCUAAUCAUUUAGUUGUUAUAAUUAUCUAAACAUUCAGGAGCACACAUAAAGCCUAAAGAAAACAAACUGAAAAUGAGACGGUGACACAAGUGCAAAAAAUAACGUCCCAAUCCUGAUACAGCCAGACACUGAACAACACACACUUGCUCCUAAUAGACAUGGACUAUUCCACAAUGGAAGCACAUCAGAAGCAGCAUACAUUCCUGGAUAAUGGAGAGUAUGGCUUUACAGCAUCUUUUCAGUGUUCCCUGGACUUUGGGAAGAGAAUCUGACCCACAGCAGCCCAGAUCCCCCACCAUAUUCAACACCUGGCCUGAGGCGUUCCUCCACAUGUUCACUCUUUGUAACAGAGACUUUGCCGUUGUCUCACCAAAACACGUGGUUUCAGUUAAGGUUAAGAGAAAAGCUUAGCAAACGCCACAUGUUUACAUUUGUGAUGGUUGUGCAGAAAAUGCUUUUAUGUGACAUCACUCCCACAACAACCAGUUGAAGUGUAAGUUGAAUCCCAUGGUGGUUUUGUAAGCUAGCUAGCCAUUGGCUAGCUUACAUAAUAGGGUUGUUGUUUCAUGUUAUGUUUAAACCCACCGGGCGAAAAAAUGUCAUAUUUUACUAAUUAGAAGUUAUAAUCAAAUUUAAAAUACUUCAGUAUUUAUUUUAGAGGAUUAUUAGGAAUUUCAAUAACUUUGCCUGGAACGUAGAUGUAAAGUUAUAUUUUUUGACAUGGAUCCCCCCCCACUAAAUAAAUAUGUAAAUUAAAGGCUCGGAUAUUCUAAAUUCUUAUUUGUGAGAUUAUGUAACUUCAUUAAAUAAUUUAUUUUAUGACUUUUUACACAUCUUUACCAAUAAAUCUUGGUGACACGAUGAAGGCAGAUGAACAAUGACACAGCACAGAAAGUACUGUCAUUUAUUUAUGCAACAAAGCCAAAUUGUACCAGCUUUCUAUAAAACAUUUAUACGUUUCUGUCAGUGGAAUUUUAAGGGUAAGUAGAAGCCAGCUGCAGCAAAACAGUAACACAUAGCUGUAACGUAAUGAUAAAAAUAAUAUAACUAAAACACAUUAUCUCCAAAUUCUAUUGCAAAAAAAUAUUUAUUAUCAAAUAAUACAUAUUUUCAUUUGAAUCCUUUGGAUUAUAAGAAAAUAUGUAAUACAUUGUUUUAUUCACACAGUUCUCAUGUUCUCCACAGUCGGCCUGCUGAACGGUUCAUUUCGUCUUUUUCUUGUCAGAAACUUUUCCAUUUCUGGCUUGAGGAUCAAAGCAGUUUGAUCAAUUUGACUGGCAACCAAUCAGAAAAUGAGCAUCAGAAAUAACAUUUAAACACAUUUUUAAGUUAUAUUUUAAUCUAAACACAAAUAUUGAAAAACAAAACUAAAAUUAUGAUGAAAAAAUUCAGAUAAAAAAAAAAAAUUAAAAUCCGGCAUGCCCUCCCCUUAUCUUCCCUCCAGCUUUCUGAGGGCCCCACAGCGCCCCCUAAAGGUCCCCCACUUUGAAAAACACUGAACUACUCUCACUCAUAUUUUCCAGUUCGCUUUCAGGCACAAUUUUUACCUUUGCCAUGUAAGCAAAAAUAUGUUGUUUUGUUUUUUGUUUUUUCUGUCAAGCACUCAGAUGCUUUAUGUGGUCAGCUUGUAUAUUUUCAUGUGCCUUGUCUUGCAGAUUGUUUUUAUCUGUCAUAAGAUGCCGUUUGAAUUCAUAUUUGCAAAUAGGAUUCCUGGGUUGGAAAAUAGGCUAAAUGUUUGUGAACAAGAUGUAAUAAGUUUUAUUUUCCAACCAGCAAACAAACAGCAGUUGUGACACACUGGAUCCUCAAAUGUUGAAAAUAUGACGCUAUUGCCUUGAAGACACAUCGCUUGUGUUGUAAAUCAACAGAAAUGAAAUUCUUCAUCAAUUCAAAAACAAAAUCGAUUCAUGUUGUAUGUUGGCAUGUGUCAUAUAAAUAGAGCACUAAUGGAUACUGGUCAUAUCCUGCGGUGAAAAGACGUGUUCUGAUGUUUGUAUGUUGUAUUCAGAUGGCUGGCAAUGAACACUAUGACAGUAAAUGAUAAUUUUUCAGAAUA